This is a messenger RNA of Nicotiana tabacum (common tobacco), 690 nucleotides long. RefSeq names its product histone H2A.6. NCBI's taxonomy places the organism in Eukaryota, Viridiplantae, Streptophyta, Magnoliopsida, Solanales, Solanaceae. Gene Ontology annotation, molecular function: protein heterodimerization activity; DNA binding; structural constituent of chromatin. Gene Ontology annotation, cellular component: nucleosome. The record is from RefSeq and is a predicted model, not a curated record.
UUUUACAUUCAUCUUUUCCGUAGAGUUCAAAACUUCAAAGCAAAAUUCUUCUAUAAUGGCUGGUAGAGGAAAAACCCUAGGUUCAGGAGCUGCAAAGAAGGCUACAUCCCGUAGUAGUAAAGCCGGUCUUCAAUUUCCGGUCGGUCGUAUCGCCCGUUUUCUUAAAGCCGGCAAGUAUGCUGAGCGAGUCGGUGCCGGAGCUCCGGUCUACCUCGCUGCUGUCCUUGAAUACCUUGCUGCUGAGGUGCUAGAAUUGGCAGGAAAUGCAGCGCGAGACAACAAGAAGACGAGGAUAGUGCCAAGACAUAUUCAAUUGGCAGUGAGAAACGAUGAAGAACUCAGCAAACUCCUUGGAGAUGUUACAAUUGCCAAUGGUGGUGUCAUGCCCAACAUUCACAAUCUUUUGCUCCCUAAGAAAUCUGGUGCUUCUUCUAAGCCCUCUGCUGAUGAAGAUUAAAUGGGUCUAAACAUGGUUUCGUAGUAGCUGUGCUUUGUUUUAGAGUAGGAUUUUUGGUUUUGCUAUUUUCUUUUUAGAAUAGUUGGUAGGGGUUUAUGUUGGUUUGUGAAUACAACAAAUGAAACAAUGAAUGAAGACCACUGUCUAUUUUCUUACAAAUGAAACAAUUAUUGUUAUUGCUUUUACAUGUAUCGUCUGUUUCUUAAGAUGCUUAUAUUAUUUUUCUGGUUUUU